Molecule: messenger RNA, 1080 nt
Organism: Sporisorium graminicola
Lineage: Eukaryota; Fungi; Basidiomycota; Ustilaginomycetes; Ustilaginales; Ustilaginaceae
Exons: 4
Coding region: 1-1080 (359 amino acids)
Source: RefSeq, a predicted model, not a curated record
AUGCAGGUCACAACCGCCCUCGUUACUGUGGCGUUCGCCAUGUUCUCGAUCAGCAGUGUCACUGCUGAUUGGCUCCAGCCGACUGCUGGAGCCAACUAUGAAAGCUACUGCAACCAAGGCAGUUCCAAGUCGAACAGGCUCCAUGCCUGCUAUGCCGCCGAUCCGGAUUUCAUCAAGCAGCUCGAGGUUUUCGGCAAGUCUUCCUUUGAUGGCUAUCUAAGUCGUGAUCAGAGAAACUUUGUGCUGCUUGAAGACCACGACAGCCCGGCGCUUUCUCUACUGCUGACGAAGAAGUACAGCCUCGCCGUGAAGACGUGGCAGGUGAUUGAUCCUAUCGACAAGCCGGAGGGGAAGUGUGUCUUUGUGCGCAUCUCGAACGCUGGACACCCAGACCAGCUUCUCAACUUCGCCAUGAGGAUCAACAAUGCACUCGGUACUGUGAUCCUGACUGUCGUCGCUUCCGGGCGUGCUGCUGCCGGAUGGCUCCCGAACACCCGUGAUGCCAACUGGGCAACCUACUGUGAGCGCAACGGUCAAGAAUACAGCAAGCUGCACGCCUGCUUCGAGGCGGACAGGGCGUACGUUGACGAUCUGGGCCUCUUCGAGAAGCACCACCCGCACCGCGGCGAGUCGAAGUUCCACGGCUUCCUAAGUCCCAAUAAAUCAAAGUUUGUGCUGCUCGACGAUCCGAAAGACAGCAGUGCAGCCUCACUGCUUCUGACAAGAGGCUACAGCGUCGCCGUCAAGACUUGGCAGAGCAUCACCCCGACUGGCCAAGAGGGUGAAAAAUGCGUCUUCGUUCGUAUCUUGACCUGGGAUACACCUGCAAAAGUGCUUCUGAACCAAAACUUCUGUGGCUCGGUCCCCGUCAAGCUCCCGGACUAUCUCUGGCACUGGCGUGCGCUUUACUUGCGAGUCCGGGUCUGCAGGCGGAAGCGCAAGGCCGGUCCCUCCGACCGACUCCUUCACGAAUUGAUCAAGUAUCUGACUCACAACCACAUUAAUCUCAGCCAGUCCCACACACUCACGCACACCCCGUCCAAAUCGCGUGGCAUCACUUUGAUUGCGUCUCGCAUUUGA